Messenger RNA from Betta splendens (Siamese fighting fish), 1822 nucleotides. RefSeq names its product 1-phosphatidylinositol phosphodiesterase-like. Lineage: Eukaryota; Metazoa; Chordata; Actinopteri; Anabantiformes; Osphronemidae. Gene Ontology annotation, molecular function: phosphoric diester hydrolase activity. The transcript is spliced from 2 exons. The record is from RefSeq and is a predicted model, not a curated record. Bases 500 to 1822 code for a protein of 440 amino acids. Gene Ontology annotation, biological process: lipid metabolic process.
UUUUUAAUAUUUAUUGGAUGUUUCCUGUAACAUUUUGUUCUAUUGCUUAUAUAUAUAUAAUAUAUAUAUAUUUUUUUUUUAAAUUUAGUUUAAUUUUUUUCAGUCAGUUAGAUCAGUCAUGAAGAUGCACCUUUUUUUUGUUUCAUACUUUCAUCUCUAGGUUUUUAAUAUUUAUUGGAUAUUUCUUGACACGUUUUCGUUCUGUAUUCCGUAUUGUUUAUAUAUAUAUUUAGUUUCUUUAGUUUUAGUUUAGUUUAGUUUUUCAAACUCUUCGCCUGAUUUUAAUAGUUUGACAACAAAAUAACUAUAUAAAUAAACUAUAUAAACUAUAUGAUAAACUGUAAAUAAAAUGUACUAAUUGUGAAAUAAACAAUAAAACGGUCUUAAGUUUUAUUGUGAAAAUCACGCUUCCUCCUCCAGGCUUAGCUUCUCUUCACCUUCGUGGAACGGCUUCAGUGACGACCCAUCUGUGGAUCCAGGGCUCCACAACCAGGUCUGGAUGAGUUCCAUAGACAACGACACCGUGCUGUCCGCCAUCACGGUCCCUGGAACCCACGAAAGCCUGUCGCGGUUCGGAGGACCGCUGGCCGUGUGCCAGGUCUGGAGCUUGGAGCGGCAGCUGGAGGUGGGGGUGCGCUUCGUUGACGUACACGCCGGGAUCUGGUUUCCCGCCGAGGAACACGUCUACGUCCGGGACAGUCACUGGAUGUUCUGGCAACACGUAGAACUCGAAGAGGUUCUGGAGACGAUUGUUGGGUUCUUACGCAAACACGGGAGUGAGACGGUCCUGUUAAAAGUGACACCGCAUGGUUUUUACCAGGAGAGGGUUAAAAGCUUGAUGAAGGCCGUGCUCAGAAGGUACCGGGAUAAAAUGUGGACGGAUCCGUCGGUGCCGGUUCUGAAACAGGUUCGGGGCAAAGUCGUGCUGGUCCAGAGUGAAGCGUUCGCUGCGGGGAUUGAAACCCGCAACUCGUUCUUCUUAGAACGGGACCAACUCCUGGAGGUUGAGAUGAAGAUCGUCCAGUUGAAGCCGCGUCUGUGUCGCGGUUCGCUGGUCGUGACGGACGUCGCGGCCUCGCGGUUCCGCAGCCCCAGAACCCUGGCCCAGAUCGUCAACCAGCAGCUGUACCGCUUCCUAGAGCAGCACCAGGAAGGCUCCCAGAACCGCGGCUGCCUGGGCGUCGUCAGCACCAGCUUCCCCAGCGCCGAGCUCAUCGGAACCAUCGUCCGCAUCGGACCCUGUGACUGUGGGUCGGAAACAGUGAGUCCGAUAACGAGGCCGUCCGGUCCAGAGUCGCUGAAACCGCCCGAACCGGCACCUUCACCUCCAAAAUCAGGAACAGCGUCCACACCUGAACCAGAACCACCAGACCAGGGUUCAAAAACGUCACAUGAUGCAGUGACUCCACCAGGUGCAGAGCCCAGGCAAGAUUCAGAACCACCAGAACCCAUACGUGAAGCAAAAAGUCCAUCACCAUCCUGGCCAGAAGCAGUGACUGCACCUCAACCAGAACCGGAACCAGCUACAACACCCAGCUCAGGUUCAGAACCAUCUGGGUCAGAUUCAGAGCCACCUGAAGCAGUGACUACACAUCAACCAGAACCAGUACCAGCUACAAAACCCAGCUCAGGUUCAGAACCAUCUGGGUCAGAUUCAGAACCACCUGAAGCAGUUGCUACACCUCAACCAGAACCAGAACCAGCAACUACACCCAGCUCAGGUUCAGAACCAUCUGGGUCAGAUUCAGCAACACCUGAAGCGACCAGCAACUACACCAAGCUCAGGUUCAGAACCAUCUGGGUCAGAUUCAGUAACACCUGA